GAGAAACCAUAUCAGUGCUCACAGUGUGGAAAGAGUUUUAAUGGACAGAGUUAUCUUAAAAUACACCAGCGCAUUCACACUGGAGAGAAACCGUAUCAGUGCUUACAGUGUGGAAAGAGUUUUACUACAACAGGUAAUCUAAAAAUACACCAGCGCAUUCACACUGGAGAGAAACCAUAUCAGUGCUCACAGUGUGAGAAGAGUUUUAAUAAUAAGAGUCAUCUCAAAAAACACCAGCGCAUUCACACUGGAGAGAAACCGUAUCCGUGCUCACAGUGUGAGAACAGUUUUAAUCAACAAGGUCAUCUCAAAAUACACCAGUGCAUUCACACUGGAGAGAAACCAUAUCGGUGCUUACAGUGUGGAAAGAGUUUCAAAAGACAGAGUGAUCUGAAAAUACACCAGCGCAUUCACACUGGAGAGAAACCGUAUCAGUGCUCACAGUGUGGAAAGAGUUUUAAUGGACAGAGUGAUCUGAAAUUACACCAGCGCAUUCACACUGGAGAGAAACCAUAUCAGUGCUCACAGUGUGGAAAGAGUUUUAAUAGAAAGAGUAAUCUCAAAAAACACCAGCGCAUUCACACAGGAGAGAAACCAUAUUACUGCUCAGAGUGUGGAAAGAGUUUUGCUGAACAUGGUACCCUUCAAAAACACCAGCGUAUUCACACAGGAGAGAAACCGUAUAACUGCACUGAGUGUGAAAAGAGUUUUGCUCAACCGGGUAACCUUUAAAAACACCAGCGUGUUCACACAGGAGAGAAACCGUUUAACUGCUCUAAAUACCAAAUUAAUGGAAGCUAA
Molecule: messenger RNA, 801 nt
Organism: Trichomycterus rosablanca
Lineage: Eukaryota; Metazoa; Chordata; Actinopteri; Siluriformes; Trichomycteridae
Product: zinc finger protein 239-like
Exons: 4
Biological process (GO): regulation of transcription by RNA polymerase II
Molecular function (GO): DNA-binding transcription factor activity; RNA polymerase II cis-regulatory region sequence-specific DNA binding
Source: RefSeq, a predicted model, not a curated record